GGCCACGCAAAGCUCAUAUGGACCCAGAGACACUGGAUGUGGGGUGUGUUGUUUUAGGGAGAGAGGAAGGCCAAGAGUAAGCCUCAGGUGGCCGCAAGGGUUGGGUUGGAGGACUUGCAGCAGUAGCACGAGGCAUCCUGGGUCUCUGAGAUUCAGUAUUGACAUUCAUUGCAGUGGAUCUUGAGGUGUUGUCGUAUCCGCAAGGGUGGAAUCUACAAUGGAGCGAUUUCUGGCGGUGGGGCUUCUAGCACUGUUCUGUGUCACUUCGCCCGCCUAUGCGGAGGACAUUGACGAAAAAGAUGUUAUUGUUCUCGGCGCUAGCAACUUUACGGAGCUGAUCAGUAGUCACAAGUACGUCCUGGUUGAGUUUUAUGCCCCCUGGUGUGGCCACUGCCAGACACUGGCGCCCGAGUACGCCAAGGCAGCCACCCUUCUCAAAGAUGAAGGUGUGGUUCUCGCUAAGGUUGAUGCCACCGAGCACAACGAUCUAAGCCAGAAGUUUGAAGUCCGAGGCUUCCCCACUCUGUUAUUCUUCGUUGACGGAGUGCACAGGCCCUACACUGGCGGUCGGAAGGUUGACGAGAUCGUCGGCUGGGUGAAGAAGAAAUGCGGACCUUCUUUUCAGACUCUUAAGUCCACUGCUGAUGCCGAGAAGGCGUUGGAAUUCGAGACUCCAAUUGCGGUCGCAUUCGUGGAUAGCCUCGAAGAUAAGAACGCUAAGGCACUCAUUGCAACAUCUGCUAAGGAGGAAGGCGCCACGUUCUACAUGACUGACGACAAGGAAGUGGCUGCAAAGUUUGGCCUAGAGAAAACACCGUCGCUUGUCUUGUUGAAGAAGCAGGCAGAGACGGUUGUCCAUUUUGAGGGUGAAUUCGAGGAGGCGGCCCUUACCAGCUUCGUUGUGAAAAACAAGCUUCCUCUUGUCAUCACAUUUAGCCGUGAGACAGCAUCCUCAAUCUUCGAAUCCGACAUCAACAAGCAACUGAUUCUGUUUGCAGGUACUGAAGGGUAUGUUAAGGUCCGCGAUGUUUACGAAGAAACUGCGAAAUCUUUCAAGGGCCAGAUCAUCUUCGUUCUUGUUGACCUUGCCAACGAAGAGGUGGCUGCCCCUGUCCUUGAUUUUUUCUCCCUCAGUGGCCCCAAAACAAAGCUCAUGGGAUUCAUUCCCGAAGAAAAUGGGUUAAAGUUCGAGUACGACGGAGACUUCGACCAGAAGUCGCUCAAGGACUUCGCAGAGAAGUUUGUGGCGAACAAGCUCACCCCAUACUUUAAGUCUGAAGACGUACCGGAGAAGAACAACGAGCCUGUGAAGGUUGUCGUUGGCAAAUCGUUCGAGGACAUUGUUCUGGACGACUCGAAGGACGUUCUCCUCGAAGUCUACGCUCCCUGGUGCGGUCACUGCAAGUCUUUGGAGCCUGAGUACAAUAAAUUGGGAGAGCUCUUGAAGGACGUGAAGUCUGUAGUGAUCGCCAAGAUGGACGGCACUAAGAAUGAGCACAGUCGCAUUAAGAUUGAGGGCUACCCAACCGUUGUUUUGUUCCCCGCUGGAAAGAAGAGCGAGGAGCCAAUCUCAGCAGGAGCAUACAGGACAGCAGCUGGAUUGGGCAAGUUUUUGAUGGAGAACGCAGGUAUCCCCUUCAAAGCCGAUCUUCCGGAGUACGUUGAGCCCAAGCAUGGUCACGAGGCGGGAGGUAAAGAAUCCGGUGAAUAUGACCAUAAUGAAGAGCUUGAUCACUCGGACCAAACACUAGAGGAAGCUGCCGACACGGAAGAAACCAAAGACGAGCUUUGAAAGAUCUUGUUAGUGAUUUUAGGUUAGGACUUCCAUACUACACACGUUUGCGGCGUCAAAUCCAUGCCUUUCGCGUGGAAACAUUUGUAAUACGGGCCCCAAAUGUAGCACGGAAAACUUUACAUAUGUAUGUACAAACA
Messenger RNA from Physcomitrium patens, 1932 nucleotides. Its product is annotated as protein disulfide isomerase-like 1-4. Gene Ontology annotation, cellular component: endoplasmic reticulum. Lineage: Eukaryota; Viridiplantae; Streptophyta; Bryopsida; Funariales; Funariaceae. Gene Ontology annotation, molecular function: protein disulfide isomerase activity. Gene Ontology annotation, biological process: protein folding; response to endoplasmic reticulum stress. The record is from RefSeq and is a predicted model, not a curated record.